AUGCUCCACCUCCUCCCGGACCUCCUACGCACACUGUGGGCGCUCGUCCUCCGCGAGUGCCCGGGGCGGACGCUGCUCUCGCGCGCGUCGUCGGCGCGCGCCGCGGUGGCGGACCAUCUGUGGCUGGUGGCGGCGGUGCUGCUGCGCCCAAUCCUGGGCGGUCCCGGCCCGUUUGAGCGCCGCUGCUUCUCGCGCGCCCUGCGCCUCGACCCGCCGUCGCACCGCGUCGAGGUGCGCGAGCUCGCGACGGCCACUGUCAACGGCGGCAAGGACGUCCUCCGCGCCACGCUCUGGCUGCCGUCGGGCGUCAAGGGCCCGCUGCCGACGGUCAUCAUCCGCAACCCGUACGGCUCGCCGUACCGCACCGACUGGGGGCAGGUGCUGCUCGCGGAGCGGGGCUACGCCGUGCUCCUCCAGGACACGCGCGGCCGCUUCGGCUCCGAUGGCGACUUUGUCCCUGUCGAGCACGAGCGGGAGGACGGCCUCGCGACGGUGAGGUGGGCGCGCGAGCAGCCGUGGUGCUCGGGCCGCGUUGGCGUCUUCGGCGUCUCGUACCUCGGCCUCACCGCCUGGGCCGCGGUCGGCGCCUGCGGCGAGGGCGAGCUGCAGGCCGCGGUGCCCGUCGCCACGACGGCUCGCGUGCGGUCUGUGCUGGUCCAGCCGGGCGGCGCCUUCUCUCUGGAGCUGGUCGUGCUGUGGGUGACGCUCGUGUUCCAGCUGCUGCUGCUGCGGCGGCCGGACGAGAUGCUGCGCGCCGCGCGCGAGAUGUGGUCCUCCUCCUGGUGGUCGCGCGCAAAGCCGCCGCGACCCCGAGCCCGAGCCCUGACCAUGGGACCUCUCCAGCAGGCCGUCGCGGCGGAGGAGGAGGACGACGAGUUCUGGCGCGGCCGCGACGCGCUCUGUGAGCUGCGUCCCGGCCGCCGCGCCGCCGCGGACGGCCCUCCGCCGCCGCUCCACCUCGUCGCCGGCUGGCACGACUUUUUCGCCGCGUCGCAGCUCGCCGACUUCGAGCUCGCCUCGCGCGCGCAGCCCGCCUGCCGGCUGACGGUGACGCCGCACGACCACUGGGGGAUGGCGUCCCUGCGCGGGCUGCAGGUCGCGGUGCGCGCAGGCCUCUCCACCUUCGACGCGCACCUGGGGGACGGCGGCCCGGCGUGGGGAGGGACGGGCCGCGCUUGGCCGCCGCUGCGUGGGGUCGACAGCAGGCCCGCCAUCGAGCGCGCGCUGCCGGUGCAGGUCUGCUUCCUCGGCACGCAGCGCUGGGCGGGCUUCGGCUCGUGGCCUCCGACGCAGGGGGCGCACGAGCUGCACGCCACGCUCACUCCGGCGGCGGAGCUGCUCUGGGUACCCACCCCUCCCAAGCCCGCCCGGGCGGAGGAGCCGCAGGCGGCGCCGCGCACGCGCCCGUCCGCGGCGGCGCCAGCGCCAGCGCCGCCGGCCCCGCCGGCGGCGGCGCCGGCCGCCGCCUCGUCGCGGGUCGCGGCUCUGGUUCGGCGCGUCUCGCGGCUCGGGGCGCCGUCGAGCCCCGGCACCGGCCUGCUCGAGCCCGCGCCGGCGGCGGCGCGGCUGGGCGGUGCGGAGCUGCCGCCGCAGCUGCCGGCCCUCCCUUCGGGCGCGUCCCUCACCUACCUGUACUCGCCGAGCGCGCCGACGCCGGCCUGCGGCGGCCCCUCCUUCAACAUUCUCAACGGCGGGGAGCGCAGCCAGGCCUCAGUCGAGCGGCGGCGCGACGUGCUCGUCUUUUCGAGCGCGCGGCUGCCCGAGCCCCUCACUGUCGCAGGGCCCGUCGGGCUGACGGUCAACCUCUGCGAGGGAAUGCUCCGCCUCCGCGCGCCGAUGGACGCCGCCUCAGGAGGCGCCCAGGUCAACCUCUGCGAGGGAAUGCUCCGCCUCCGCGCGCCGAUGGACGCCGCCUCGGGAGGCGCCCAGGUGGGCGGCGGCGUAGACGGCCCCGGCGUCGAGGCGCGCGUCGAGCUGGGGCCGGUGGCGGCCGAGUUCCCGCGCGGCUCGCGGGUGCGUCUGCACGUCUGCUCGGCGGCGCACCCUCGCUGGAUGCGCAACUUGUGCGACGACCCGAGGGUGCCCCUCGGCGAGCAGCGCACGGGCAUGGCGGCGAAGGUGCGCGUCUGGGUGGACGGCUCGAGCAGGCUGGUCCUUCCUUCCAUCCCCAGCGAGGCGAGGCGAGGGGUCGGGCCGCUGUGA
Molecule: messenger RNA, 2202 nt
Organism: Emiliania huxleyi CCMP1516
Lineage: Eukaryota; Haptophyta; Isochrysidales; Noelaerhabdaceae
Exons: 4
Coding region: 1-2202 (733 amino acids)
Molecular function (GO): dipeptidyl-peptidase activity
Source: RefSeq, a predicted model, not a curated record